This is a messenger RNA of Juglans regia (Persian walnut), 1586 nucleotides long. Its product is annotated as phytoene synthase 2, chloroplastic-like. NCBI's taxonomy places the organism in Eukaryota, Viridiplantae, Streptophyta, Magnoliopsida, Fagales, Juglandaceae. The transcript is spliced from 5 exons. Gene Ontology annotation, molecular function: geranylgeranyl diphosphate synthase activity. The coding region runs from base 200 to 1369 and encodes 389 amino acids. The record is from RefSeq and is a predicted model, not a curated record. Gene Ontology annotation, biological process: carotenoid biosynthetic process.
AGUGUCAGCUAAGGGGAUAGUAAAGCAUAUUCCUCACAGUGGAGGUUUGCAAUUUUUAGUUCUAACGAGGCAGAGUUUUGCCAAACUUGGAGCUUAUUUAGCACCUUCCCAAAGACCUCACCACAUCUCCAAACUGGUCUAUAACAAGGCCUCAAAGCUACACGAAAACCCAGUAUUGAGGAGAUUCUGUGCGGUUGAGAUGUCGGCUAUUCUUUGGGUGGUUUGUCCGAAGGAGAACGCUCAGUCUCUGCUCAGUCUCAUUCCAAGAAACGGCAGAAGAAGAAGGUGUAAAUUCAACUCCAGACUGAGUUUAUCUGCUUAUUCAAAUGCAAUUGUGAACCCAUCGAGAUCCUCGGAGGAGAGGGUGUAUGAAGUGGUGCUAAAGCAAGCAGCCCUGGUUAGAGAGCUACGGAAAGAGAGUGCUCUUGAUUUGGGGAAACCCAUCGAGACUGAUGGUACGACUGAUUGGAAUCUGCUGAAUGAGGCUUACGAGAGGUGUGGCGAGGUCUGUGCCGAAUAUGCCAAGACCUUUUACUUGGGUACUUUACUUAUGACGCCAGAAAGGAGAAGAGCUAUUUGGGCAAUUUAUGUGUGGUGCAGGAGGACCGACGAGCUUGUGGAUGGGCCUAAUGCUUCACACAUUACACCCAAGGCUAUGGAAAGAUGGGAAAAAAGACUGACCGACCUCUUCGAAGGUCGCCCAUAUGACAUGUACGAUGCUGCCCUAUCUGAUACAGUCUCAAAGUUCCCUGUGGAUGUACAGCCCUUCAAAGACAUGAUAGAAGGAAUGAGGUUAGACUUGAGAAAAUCAAGAUACGACAACUUCGACGAGCUCUACCUUUACUGCUACUAUGUUGCCGGGACUGUCGGACUCAUGAGUGUUCCGGUAAUGGGGAUAGCACCAGAAUCAAAGGCUUCAACCGAGAGUAUUUAUAAUGCGGCAUUAGCCCUUGGAAUUGCUAAUCAACUCACCAACAUACUCAGAGACGUUGGAGAAGAUGCUAGGAGAGGAAGAAUCUAUCUGCCUCAAGAUGAACUAGCACGUUCUGGACUUUCAGAUGAGGAUAUAUUUCGGGGCAAAGUGACAGAUAAAUGGCGGAGUUUCAUGAAGGGGCAGAUAAAGCGAGCGAGGAUGUUCUUUGACGAAGCAGAGAAGGGUGUUGCAGAGCUAAGCUCAGCCAGUAGAUGGCCCGUCUGGGCAUCUUUGUUGCUAUAUCGACAGAUCUUAGAUGCCAUCGAAGCUAAUGAUUACAACAACUUCACAAAACGUGCUUACGUAGGAAAAGCAAAGAAACUUGUCUCGCUUCCUGCAGCUUAUGGUAGAGCACUUCUCGGCCCCUCAAAAUUGGCCGAGUUGGUAAAGAGAUGAAUCCGUUAACUUGCCAUGUUUUUACUAUCAAAAUUACCAGUUUUUUGUAAGUUUUUUUUUGGCUUGGUAUCGGAGGAGAAAGUAAAAUUCUUUAGACCCUUGCUUAAAAUGUGUAAAUUUCUUCGUUCGAAAUUGUUGUAAAAAUACCUGAAAUCCCAAUAAAAUCUCAAAACUGAGAAUGGAGAACGUGUAUGAUCGGUUUGUUUUCGAAAAAUCA